Dibothriocephalus latus is the source of this 330-nucleotide messenger RNA. NCBI's taxonomy places the organism in Eukaryota, Metazoa, Platyhelminthes, Cestoda, Diphyllobothriidea, Diphyllobothriidae. The record is from the annotation of a GenBank genome assembly.
AUGAAGGCACUCAGUCGUCCGCAGGGAUGGAUGAUGGCUUUCCUCUGCACUGUGCCACUUUCGAUCAGUUUCCUGGUGAGUGGUAUCUCCGAACCAGGCCACAAAUGCGUAUGCGCAGCGGGCCUCUGGACAAAUCAAAUAAACACUCCACUAUCAAAGACAAUCCAACUUCUGCUUGACAUUCGUGUUCGUUUUGCCGAUCAUAAUCAUCCUCGACGUUCCGGCAUUGCGCGCAUUGUCAGUUGGUGUCUGCCGAAAACUAGAACAGACACUAUGCAGGAGACGAAGGACGUGGACGACCGCGGCCAAAAGGAAUCAAGUAUUUCCUAA